UAAUUGUGUUUACUUUUCCCCUCUCUCUAAAUCAAAGAAUUUACAGCUGAUUACUGUAUUAUUUAAAAGACGUUUAUUGAUCUGUUAGAGCCAUGACAGAAAGUAAGAUGUUGCAAUUUUCUCCGUUCGAGUCUUCGGUCGAUUGUACCUUUUGGCACAAAUUGAACCAAAUAAAACUCGAUGAAGACAUGCUAGAAGAAAAAGAGCGCACUAUUUGGGGCACUUUUGCCCACAACGAGUCUUCUAGCAAAUUUUUGAUCGACUAUUCUGCAUUCAAUGAAAUUCCUCAGUUCAGUCAAAGUAAACAACCAAUGAGAGGUGUACUCGUCAACUUUAAUACAAUUGAGUCCUUUAAGGAUUGCGACAAAAUGGAAAUUAUCAAGAAGCACGGCAAAGAUUUGGAGACAAGUUGGAAUGAUGAGAUCGAUCCAAACAUUGCGCUGGGGAAAUUCAUCUUGAUUUGCUUUGCUGACUUAAAGAAGUACCACUUUUACUAUUGGCUUGCCUUCAUCGCACCGAAGGGUCCGCCUGCGCUCAUUACCAAGGAACCUGUUCCCAUUUCAAACAUUCUCUCUGGCGAGCAGAUCGCUCUCUUAAACUACUUGACGCAGAAAAGUGGACAACACUUCACAGUUAAAUUAAAUGACGAUGACUCUCUGGAAAUUCUGCCUUUUGAUAUGUAUGGGCAGCUCUGUUCAACUGGAUCUCGUGUAUUCUUAGGAUUUUUAGAUCCGGGUUAUCUACCAGAUACGCCUGGAUGGCCUCUUAGAACCCUUUUGAAAGUAGCGUCCAUCAGAUGGCCUGACCUGGUUGGGAAGAAGAUCAAAAUUGAAGUUAUUUGUUUGAGACUGUCAAGCUCUGAACAAGAAAAGAUUGCUGCCAGCAACAGCGUCUACCUUGAAGUUCAGUUGAGCAAGGAGACAGAAAUUGAAACGCAGUGGGUUGGAUGGGAGAGGAACGAACGAUCCAAAUUUGGCCCCAGGGUAGCUAAUCUGAGCAAAACCAUGGAUCCAGGGAGGUUGGCCGAGUGUGCAGUGGACUUGAAUCUGAAGCUGAUGAAAUGGAGGCUUUUGCCCCAGAUUGACUUAGAGGUGAUCAAAAAUUGCAGUUGCUUGCUUCUUGGGGCUGGAACCCUGGGCUGUGCGGUAGCAAGAGUUUUGAUGGGUUGGGGCGUCAGAAAAAUCUCUUUCGUCGAUUGCGGCAAUGUGAGCUAUUCCAAUCCUGUGCGUCAGUCGCUGUUUCUGCACAAGCACUGCUUAGGUGCUGGAGCUCUAAAGGCGAAAGCAGCUGCUGAGUCUCUGCUAGAGAUAUUUCCUGGAGUUGACGCUCAAGGAAUUCAACUUGACAUACCAAUGCCUGGCCAUUCUAUUACUGAAAGUCAGCAUGAAGAAGUCAAAAAGACGGUUCAACGACUAGAAGAGUUGAUCUCUAGCCACGAAGCCAUCUUUCUGCUGACUGACAGCAGGGAGAGUAGAUGGUUGCCCACCAUGCUUGGGAAAAACCACAACAAGCUGGUCAUCAAUGCUGCUUUGGGCUUUGAUUCAUUCCUUGUAAUGAGACAUGGCGUCCUGCAAGCAAGUGCUGACCCUGCCAAGGACUCCUCUCCUUCUACCCCGUCAAAACAGAAAACCAUUGACGGCCACGACCUUGGUUGCUACUUCUGCAAUGACGUUGUUGCCCCUCGGAAUAGCAUGCUGCAAAGAUCACUUGACCAACAGUGCACUGUCGUCCGACCAGGCGUGUCUCAAAUAGCGGCAGCUCUUGCCGCUGAACUUCUUGUGUCAGUUUUGCAGCACCCUCUUAGGGGUGACGCUCCUGCCAGUUUUGACCAAGAACAGUCAGCUGCUGACUCCGGAAGCCCUCUUGGUUUGCUUCCCCAUUCAGUGAGGGGUUACCUUGCACAGUUCCAGAUAAUACUGCCUGCCACCCGAUCAUUCCCCCAGUGUGCUGCGUGUUCUUCCUUGAUCUUGAACGAGUACAAGGACAAGGGCUUCGAUUUUCUCCUACAAGUGUUCAACUCACCUGGCUUCUUGGAGGACCUCACAGGCCUGUCUGAACUUCAGAAAAAUUCUGAAGAAGCUGAAAUCUGGGCACUGACCGACUCAGAAGGGGAAAUGGAAUAAUUAUCCCUCACUCCCUGCCAAUAUAUUCAAACUUAUCGGGUUCUUACGUUAGUUCUGAUUUGUUAUUGCUCAAAUUUGUUCAGAUAUUAUAUUUUGUUGGUAUUUUUUUAAACAUUUGACUUUUUUAAAAAGAAUGCAUUGCUUUAAUUAAUUUUCUAUAAGACAAUAUACAUGUGCAUGUUGGCCAAGUCUUCACCAGCGUCAGACUCCAUCGCGGACAUAUUGUAUGGCUCUUGCUUCUUCACCCAAGAUUUGAGCUCGCUUUUCAUCUGUAAUGUUCAAGAAUAAAUAACUGCUGGUUGCACAAACAAA
Messenger RNA from Cloeon dipterum, 2435 nucleotides. It is a transcript of the gene Atg7, whose product is annotated as Autophagy-related 7. Gene Ontology annotation, biological process: autophagosome assembly; cellular response to nitrogen starvation; protein modification by small protein conjugation. Gene Ontology annotation, molecular function: Atg8 activating enzyme activity; Atg12 activating enzyme activity. NCBI's taxonomy places the organism in Eukaryota, Metazoa, Arthropoda, Insecta, Ephemeroptera, Baetidae. The record is from RefSeq and is a predicted model, not a curated record. Gene Ontology annotation, cellular component: phagophore assembly site; cytoplasm. The transcript has 13 exons. Bases 93 to 2123 code for a protein of 676 amino acids.